Molecule: messenger RNA, 1518 nt
Organism: Lachancea sp. 'fantastica'
Lineage: Eukaryota; Fungi; Ascomycota; Saccharomycetes; Saccharomycetales; Saccharomycetaceae
Source: the annotation of a GenBank genome assembly
AUGACCUCCGACAAGAUGGAAAUAGACAGUGUGCCAGCGGCUGUCCAAAAAGAUGAAGGCCAAACGGUCGUGAGUCGGAUAUUUGAUCUACUAAAAGAUGUUUCCAAGACUACAACGACAUUAGACACUCGUUUUGUGUGGAAGGCCACAAGAAAGCUAAGUGUUCUGAGACCUAGUUUAGACAAGGAGUCUUUGUCGAUAGUGGUUAAUCUGUUGUAUCCUGAUGCGUCCAGCUUUAAAGUACCACUACUGAAAUAUAUCAACCAAAACCAGAAGAGUAAGGUAGAAAAUGCCGAGGAAGAGCGCCAGAAAUACCCAGCAGCAUUUUACCAGCUUGUUGAUGGGAACAAGAGUGUGGACGUAUCAGCAGAAUUGAACAGUUUUGUACACCUGUUGGUGCAAUUGUACCUACUUGACUCACAACAGCUGGAAGCUCUCGACUCAUUCAAUGGAAAGAUUGUUUAUCCUAAGAUUUUGCAAUUCUACGAUGAAAGAACGCUGGAUCUCAUAAACUCGAAACUCUGGUUCUACAUUUGCAGGGGAAGAGAACUGGUUGGCAACAGCUUCGACACUUCUGUUAGAGCAGAGAUGGUCAAAUUUCUCAAAACGGCUGCUCUCAAGCAUGACAACGAAACCCGUGCUACACUCAUUACUUUUAUUCUCAGAAGCUUUUUGCAAACUGGUGAAGUGGACACAGCUGCGGACUUCAUUGGUAAAGUUGAAUUUCCUGGAUCCAACGAUGUGUCCAGUCCUCUUGAGGCCCGCUACUAUUACUACCUGUCUAAGUUGAACGCCAUUCAAUUAGACUACUCGACGGCGAAUGACUACGUGAUCGCUGCCAUUAGAAAGGCCCCAAGCACAAAGAACAGUCUCGGGUUUUUACAACAGGCCAAUAAGCUACAUUGCGUUAUCGAACUACUGAUGGGCGACAUCCCUGAGUUGUCUUUUUUCAAACAGAAGAACAUGGAGAGAUCCUUGCUUCCUUACUAUCAUUUAUCCAAGGCCGUCAAAUUAGGUGACCUUAACAAGUUCACGUCUGCCAUAUCCACCUACAAGAAGGAGCUUCUCAACGAUGGGAACUACCAGCUUUGUGUGCGUUUGAGAUCGAGUGUCAUCAAAACCGGUAUAAGGAUAAUAUCUCUCACUUACAAGAAGAUCUCGCUCAAGGAUAUAUGCAUGAAGCUGCGCCUGGAUUCAGAGCAGACUGUAGAAUACAUGGUGUCGAGAGCCAUCAGAGAUGGUGUUAUAGAGGCCAAAAUAAAUCAUGAAAAUGGCUACAUUGAGAGUAGUGAGCUGCUGAAUGUGUAUGCUACUGGGCAACCACAACACCUAUUUGAUGAAAGGAUAAAAUUUGUCAAUGAAUUACACGAUGAAUGCGUCAAGGCCAUGAGAUAUCCAGAUAAUGGUAAUAGCGAAAACAAGCACAAGUCCGCUGCGGGCUACGAUCAGGCAGAAGAGUUAAUUGAUCUCGCUGAUUUGGAUGAGGAUGAUUUGGGUGACCUGGGUGACUUUUACUAG